Bicyclus anynana (squinting bush brown) is the source of this 2965-nucleotide messenger RNA. Its product is annotated as zinc finger protein 626. Bases 277 to 2589 code for a protein of 770 amino acids. Gene Ontology annotation, cellular component: nucleus. The transcript is spliced from 13 exons. NCBI's taxonomy places the organism in Eukaryota, Metazoa, Arthropoda, Insecta, Lepidoptera, Nymphalidae. The record is from RefSeq and is a predicted model, not a curated record. Gene Ontology annotation, molecular function: zinc ion binding.
AUAAGUAUUAAAAUACUUUACCGUAGGAGUAGGUACUUUUUUGUGCAAGUAUUUGGUGGUAUUGAAGGUUUUAACAUUUUAAUCAUGUAUUUUAAACUCAAUAGUCAAUUAUUAUCACAUAGAACUGAUGCUGAAUUCGUUAGCAUUUGAUGAUACUUCAUUUAUUACUGUAAUUUAUCAAAUUUUUGAACAUCAAUAAGUGUGAUCAUAACUUAUAGAUCUAUUGGGGACGCAUAAUAAUAGUGUUCUUUGUAAAUAAAACUGAGAAAUGAAAUCAUGAGGUGCUGUGUAUCUUGGUGUAUUAACAACAAAAGCAAGCAGAGCUCAGACAACGUUUCCUAUCGCAGAUUUCCUCCAGAACAUGGUGAACGACAAACCUGGAUCUCAACCCUUGGCCUCAAUGAAAGGCGGCUAACGAAUGACUCAGUAGUCUGUUCCAAUCACUUCAUAGAUAACUUCCUCUGUAGUAGGAAGAGUGGGCCGAGUCCUGUGCAAGAAGAUGCUAAGCCGUUUGUUCAGGCGUGCGUGGUGUGCCUGGACACAGAGCGGAGGGUGCAUCUGUUGAGCAAGUACAACCUCGAACAAGCUUAUGAAACUAUCACUGGACUUGAACUGCAAGAUCUAACUGACUUCACACCUUUCAUAUGCUUCGAGUGCGCUCAGAGGUUGACACAAUGCAAACAGUUCAGAGACAAGAGUGCGAGGGGGCACGCCCUUUUGGUUGAAUUGAUCAGGAAACAUGAUUUGCUAACUGCACAACAUAUAAAGGAAAUAAACCGUUCAGUCAAUUUUCUAACAUCUAAUCUAGUCGAGAAAGUGUUCCAACCAAACUGUUGUGACGUAAACUUCAUAGACAUCAAAAAGGAGACCAUACAGAUUAAAUGCGAAGACAGAGUGAAUGAAUCCAUAAUCAAAGUAGAGAAAGAAGAUCACAUAUUAGUUUCUGAUGAUAAAACACAAUAUGGAAACUAUAUCGAUAUUGAAAAACGAGAUAUUAAGGAUGAUCAUGAUGAUGAUAAUGCUAAUAUUGACUUUUUAGAUGACAUUAUUGAUGAAGUUUUCACAAAUGAUGAUGAUGAUGAUGAUGAUAAACUUUUCAAUGAUAAUAAUUAUACAGAAACAGGUGCCAUAAGUGACGGUGAACAAUUCAUAGAUAAAAAUGAAAACGAUAGUGACAUAGAGCUAGUGGACAAAAAAGAUGAUAAACUAAAAACAAGUGACAUUAAAAAACUUAAUCAAUCUAGAAAAGGUAACUUAGCCUCAUACAAGAACUGUAAUAAUAAAAUAAGUAAAACGCAAACUAAUAAAAAUAAUUUAACCAAAAAAGUUAGUGUUGCCAAAUCUAAAACUAGUAAAGUUAAAAGUAAAGAUAAAUUGGAUAAAGAUAAUACUAAAAAUUUAAAUGCAACUAAACGUGGUACAUUGUUAACUACAUUCAAAAUAACUAAACUAAGUCUUGAAAAGCAAUUUGAAGAUCUUAAGACGCGACAAGAAUCUUCAAAUUAUAAAAACUCUAGCUUUCAAUGCAAUUUUUGCUACCGAGGUUUUCAAUGCAAUUCAACAUUCACUAGACAUAUGGAUAAACAUUCCAAGGCAAACGGAGACGUUGAGUGUCCGGUGUGCAAAAUGCGCUACAAGACUAGAGAAGCAUUUUUGGCGCACAAUCUGAGUCACUCGACCAGAUAUAACUGUACACUAUGUGACUUCUUCUCUAUGAACUCCACAACAGCCAGGAUGCAUGAGCGCUGGCACAUGGGAUUAAAGCACAUAUGUCCGCACUGCAAUGAAGAAUUCUCCAAAAUCACGUCGUACAUAACGCACCUGCGCUUAAAGCAUCCUUCGGACUUCAUCUGCUGCCACUGCGGCUUCUCCUUCAUCAGUCAAAAGGGCUUGAAGUUCCACAUACUACGCACGCAUCGAAAGGACAAGUUGGAGGAGCCAGCGGGUCCACAUUGCGAGCAGUGCAAGGUUCGAUUCUCGUCACAGGCUGCAUUCGAGCAGCACUUGAAAGUGUCGCCCAAACACAGCCAGCCUGGGAUACGUAAAAGGAACGACCGACGUACGAACUUUAAAGACGUCGUGCCACCAUAUAUCACUUGCGAGCUGUGUGGUACAAAGCUGAAAGACUUCUCGAUGUACUCGCAACAUUUCAAGAGCGAGCAUCCCGGUGACGUCAGAGCACAACACGCGCCUCGUACGGGGGAGACGCUGUGCGAACAGUGUGGGCAGAGCUUCCAGAACGGAUUCCUACUGAGACAGCACAUGACGAAGCACACCGGCCAGAAGGACUACCAGUGCGACGUGUGCCAGAAGCGAUUCCGCACCAAAUUGUUCCUCUUCCGGCACAUGGAUACGCACGCCCCCUCUCCGCAGUACUCCUGCCCCAUCUGCGGCAAGCUCUUCUCCAGCCCGUCGAGUCGCAACCGACACGAAAAGAUCCACACAGAGAAGGCGUUCAAAUGCAACAUCUGCGGGAAGGCGUUCAGCCAGGCCGACACGCGCAGCUCGCACGUGGCGCACGUGCACAUGAACGUGCCGUGGCCCAAGCGGAACAGGGGGCGCGCGGUGCGCCGCACCAAUGACGAGUGACUGUCAUAGUCUAUACCUUAUCUGUAUGCCUAGUACCAGUUUUCAAUGUUUUUAACCAUUCGCUGCCCGCGAGUAUUUUAUCGGUGAGCCCGUCUGCGUUGAAGGAGCCGACGAAGGCAUUGGUGCCAGGGGUACUAGUUUUGGACCAAGGGACCCGGAAAGAUAUGGUGAACCAAGGACACCUACGACUGACUGUUGUAACAGCUCCAAUGCUCACGCCAACUAAGCAAUAUUUUCGACACGCGUCGCCCAAUUUACGUUAACGGCAGUCACCUCUGAUCGUUCAACAGGCGCUCGGUUUAUACUUCUUAAUUAGUAAUUUAUAUAUAUUUCAUAUUGUAACCUUUUUAUUCAAUUAAAUACUAUAUUUGACUCA